Messenger RNA from Bursaphelenchus xylophilus (pine wood nematode), 1814 nucleotides. NCBI's taxonomy places the organism in Eukaryota, Metazoa, Nematoda, Chromadorea, Rhabditida, Aphelenchoididae. The record is from the annotation of a GenBank genome assembly.
AUGACCCGGGAUGUCCAUCGAGCUUUGGAGUUGUUAGAAGAGUACCACGCCGACCUCAUCCGAUCUUCGGACAUUGAACUCAAAUACAAUAUUGAGAGGGUGGUCAACUCUUUCAAAACUGGUUUAUUCAACGCAUUAUGUGGUAUGUUAUUCUGGGUUAUGGGGUGGAAUCGGUCUCAUUUCCAUUCAGUUUCGUGAAUUCGCUACGUCGUGCCGUAAAGGCAACUCUUUGAAGCCAAUAAAUGACGUUAAGGCGUCUCUGCGAUUCCGUUUUUAAUGGAGCGUCAAAAAAUUGCUCAUCGAAGACAAGAAUCCUUUAACGAUAGGUCAUGACAAAAUUCAUAAAGCGUUUGUUUGACCCGUUGACGCAUCCAACCAAUCUUUUCAGACAUACAGGAAUUUUACGACAACAUUCUGCUUAAUCCAAACAUCUCAUUCAUCCAGAAAACUGCGGAAGCUCAAAAAUUCGCGGAUCGAUGGGACGGAACAAGUACGUGUAGAAAAUAAACGCAAUUGCGCCUGAGGCAUUACUCAUGCGUAGUAUAAGAAAACCAGUUGAGGCAAUGUAAACAACAUUUUUUCUUCAGAUGCCCCCUUCUCCCACACUGCCCUUCCCCACACUUAUUCCCGGCCAAGUUCAGCGUUUUCUGGAGUCAGAUUUGGGACGACAGAGCCCAUCGGCACUGGCAACAUCCUUAAUUAUAGUGCUGUAUGUAGACCAUCCCUCCUAGUUACAACUAAAAAUGACGCAAUUUUCAGGCUAAAGAACCGCAAUAUGAGGAUUACGACAUUUUUGAAGUUGUCAUCGACGCCUCUCAGGCGGGUCUCGGGUUCUCUAUCAGUGGUGGCUCUGAUCGCCCACCAGUUCCGGAUUACCAUAUUAGAGUAACGGAAAUCAAAGAAAAGGGAGCGGUAUGGGCGGAUGGAAGGGUCAGAAUUGGAGAUGUCAUCCUGAAGGUUAACGGAAUUGACGUCUCGCAUGUACCCCAUGAGGCUGCUGUUGCUGCUCUCAACAAUUCUGGUCAAUUCGUAAAAUUGGUAAAUUUUGAACAACAAUCUUUAACUGCUUGUUCAGUGUGUUGUUAAUUGUACAAAUUGUUUUAGUUGGUGAAAAGAGAAAGAUUAUCAAGAAGUCUCAGUCAGUCCAAUUUAUCAAGACCUCCAGUUCCUCAAACUUAUGACCUAAAACCCGUUCAUAGAUCCAGUAAGUGUUACAAUUGGAUGUCAUCUUUCCUUCAGGAUCUCUCCAUCAAAUUCCCCAACCAACUGUGACUGGCCGGCCCUUAAGUCGGCAAUCCUUUGGAGCUCCAGUCUCUUACCAGCAGCCACCGAUCCAAGAUGCCCCCCGCCGAGUUGUCUUAAGGAAAGGGACUCAUGGACUAGGCUUUAAUAUUGUCGGUGGAGAGUCUGGAGAGCCAGUUUACAUUAGUCUGGUCCAGCCGGGAGGGGUUGCAGAUCUGAGCGGGAACGUCAAAAGGGUAGGUAUUUAUUUUAUUAUGCCGCUGUUUGAAUUAUUUGUCGGUAUUUACGAGUGUUUACAGGGCGAUGUCCUUUUGCGAGUCAACGAUAUUGAUCUGCGAGGAGCUACACACACUCAGGCCGCGGCUGCUUUGACUUCGAUCCCGCCUCACAGCAACGUUGAAUUGACUUUACAAUACAGACCUCUAGGUGGGCAAGAUCGUUUGAAUAUUAUGCAAUUAAUUACAAAUAUUGUGCAUAAUUACAUCUUUUCUUAUAUUUUUUUAGAAAGCAGCACAUUCUUCGACAAAUUGCAAAGACAAAGUCAACUGAAUCUAAACCAAUUCGGCCGAUAG